AUGAACAAAACCCAAUAUUCGGCCCGUUGCAGAACCUGCUACAACUGGCAUCACCUCAGCAAUUGCUUAACAAACAUCAACGGUCAUUACUAUUGUAAUAACUGUCCUCACCCGUCCUCAAACUCAAGCGGCACGUCGGCGUCUGCUGGCGCCUCACGGCGGCCAACUUCAACAUCAUCAUUCAACAGCUCAGCCCGCAACAAACUAUCAACAUCACAAGCACCCUUCAGAUCAGAGUCCAAACUAAUAAAAGGCUCCAAAAAUCCGGUUUUCAAAGAAUACGCUAUUUACCGCAAAGACCGAGGAAUAGGUCGAGGAGGUGGUCUCAUACUACUCAUUCACAACAGCAUUCCCUACAGCAUCAAGUCAUUACCAGAUGUUUCAACAAUUGAGAGUCAGGCCAUCAAAAUCAACGCUAGCGACACAGAUAUCAACAUUAUCAACAUUUACAUCGCCCCACAAUCCACCUGCCCAGCAGGAGAUAUCAAUGCACACGACCCACUGUGGAAUUCAAGUCUAGAGGACACACGAGGAGAAACCCUAGCCAGUGAAAUCGAAAAUUCUGGCUGCGGCACAACCCCAACGCGUCUCCCAGCAUCCGGCCAGCCUUCAUCUCCAGAUAUAUCUGUCGCCUCUGAUACGUUGACCAUCAACAUGGAAUGA
Helobdella robusta is the source of this 663-nucleotide messenger RNA. RefSeq lists its product as hypothetical. The record is from RefSeq and is a predicted model, not a curated record. Bases 1 to 663 code for a protein of 220 amino acids. Lineage: Eukaryota; Metazoa; Annelida; Clitellata; Rhynchobdellida; Glossiphoniidae. The transcript has 3 exons.